Messenger RNA from Cydia pomonella (codling moth), 1527 nucleotides. RefSeq lists its product as uncharacterized. The transcript has a single exon. Lineage: Eukaryota; Metazoa; Arthropoda; Insecta; Lepidoptera; Tortricidae. The record is from RefSeq and is a predicted model, not a curated record. Bases 344 to 1210 code for a protein of 288 amino acids.
UUUGUGUUAUUUCAAGUAGAAUUAUAUAAAAUACAAACCGAAAUAAAUGUCAUAUUUAAAGAAAAAAUCCCGCCUACCUGCCGCGAUAGCAGAGGGACGCGGGUUCGAAUCCAGCCCUGGGCACUUUUACUUCGUACCUAUAUGACAUUUAUUUCAGUUUCUAAUGAUCCCAAAAUUCAUGCGUCGGCCUUUUGUCAUUAUGAAGUAAAUAGUAAUGCUUUAUUAUAUAGAAAGUAAUAUACCUAAUAAUGUCAUAAUUAUUUAUGAGAUAGCGAUAAUGAAAAAAUUGUUAUUGUAACAUAAUGUAGUAGUAAGUACCAGAUGUUAUUAUUCAAUAGAAAACAUGCAGCGCAUAGUUCAACACAUUUUAGUCGUGAUGGUUUUGUCAGCAAAUACAAAUCUGAAUGAAAGCGUUAGACAAGAGGCCCAUCAAACAAGAUAUUUGGACGAAGAUUUCAUAAAACUUAUUGAACCCUUUUUAAAAAUUCAGAAAUUAUUAGGUUUAAGUCGAGUAGAUAUCAAAGAUGGAUCAGUCACUCCACCCACAAAAUUUCACAAAUGCUAUACAAUAGUGUGGUUAAUAAUGAUGACAAUUUCUAUUUUGCAACUAAUCAUCUCGUACAGGGUUCGGUUGAUUGACAAUCGCAAAAUGUGCUACGUGUAUACCACGUGUUUUUUGUCAAUUGAAGUAGUAUUUGCCGGAUUCUUAAUUUACGCACGAUUCUGCGAUAAUGAGGGUAAUAUAAAUUUGUACCUUCAGAUGCAGAAAAUAGAUCGUAUUAUGGGGACGAAUAGACCUAUCAAUGUCAUGCUUCAGAAACGAAAUCGAGUAACUGCUUACUCUUUGGCUUUAUUUUUUGCGUUGGUGUUUCUAGCCUCGUAUAUUUUAGCCGGAGAUGAAUUUGGAAUUUUGGAACUUGUGGGAGCAACGUAUACCCUAGAAAUUGUAGCAUUGGAGUUGUGUUACUCUACAAGUCAUAUACGUUUUUUCUGCACUAGAGUGUGUCAGUUAAAUUCUCAAAUCAACAUACAUACCAGAGAGUCAAAAUAUGAUAUUGCAAUGUUGACUAAAGCAUUCGAGUCGCCCAAUCGACUUAUACCAUUGUCAACAGAUUGGCAAGAUUGUGACAACACAGACAUUUAUCUGAAAGAGAUAUUCACGGGUUUUAUGUUAUUUAAGAAGCGAUACAAUUUCCAGGUAAAUUUUUGAACAAUCGUGAUAAAAUUAACUUAAAUAGCUUUCAAAAGUUUGUUUUAAGUUUAGUUAAAAAAUUUGAGCCUGUUGAAACGUCCUAAGUAAUUCUUACUUGUUCAUAUUUUUAAGUUGCAAGUACCUACAUGUAUUAUACUUAUUUCAUAAUUAGGACUUUUUCAGAUGUUGUUAUUUUGUGCAUUUUUCGUUUUUUGGAUUCUAUUAACUUUUGAACACGGAAUUCUCUCGUUGCAAUCAGAAGAAACUGACAAGGUAAGCAGACUAUUCCUUUUUAAUUUCAUUUCGAUCCAAAUAGACACUUACCCUUAAUUAUU